This is a messenger RNA of Asterias rubens (European starfish), 1545 nucleotides long. Its product is annotated as retinoschisin-like. The coding region runs from base 197 to 1075 and encodes 292 amino acids. NCBI's taxonomy places the organism in Eukaryota, Metazoa, Echinodermata, Asteroidea, Forcipulatida, Asteriidae. The transcript is spliced from 4 exons. The record is from RefSeq and is a predicted model, not a curated record.
UCAGUUUUCCAAUCAGAUCGGUUUUCCAAUCUAGUAUUGGUUUUAUUAUGUGACGUAUAAGGAUAUCAGAAUGUAUAGCGUUUUCGUUACCGUGGCAACGGAUUCCCUUACAGUCUAAGUUAAACCACGAUUUUCCAGGAGUGCACUGUGGGCCUGAUGUGUUCAGCAAUUCACCAUUUCAAGCCAGAGUGAGAAAAUGGCCAUUGUGGGUAGUUUGAUUUUCCUCUCGCUUGAGAUGUUUCUUGAGACUUCAGCAUCUUACAGUGUUAGUGGUCUUUGCCGAGUGGUGUCGUACCAGCCGGUAGAGCACCACGCCCUCGUAGGCCAAUCCUUCAUGGAUAUCUCGGGCAUCUCAGCAAUUCGUUGUUCGGCUCGGUGUCUAAGCCAUCAUGGAUGUUUCUCAUUCAACUACGAUCACAUCAACAAAGUAUGUCAGAUGAACAACGCCAGUGCUGAGCACGUCAGUGAGAGUUUUCAAGGAAUGCGGUAUUUCUCGUACUACGACGCAACUGCAAAACCAAUGACCUGUCAGAAUACUUCAUCUCUGUCAUGCAACGGAAAGUGCGCCCCCAUUAAGGGCUGCGGGUUUUUUGAAAAACUCGGUCUUGAAGAUGGUUCGAUCCCCGAUGAGAGCCUCUCCGCAUCAAGUAACUGGGAACACCAAGGAGGUUAUAUAGCUGUGAGCACGCCGGGUGGUGGCCGUCUCAACAAGAUACCGCCUGAUGACUCUAACGCCAUAGGAGCAUGGCAACCCAGUGUAGCGGAUACCAACCAGUGGAUACAGGUGGAUUUAGGCAACCCAAUCUACGUCACUGGGGUACUCACACAGGGGCGUUGGCAACAUGUGCAAUGGGUGACCAAGUACAAAGUGCAGUUCGAACCGCCCUCACCGGCACAUCUUGUCGACGUGAAAGACCAACUUGAUCAAACUCAGAUAUUCAAUGGCAACACUGAUAACAACGGCAUCGAGGAGAGGCACUUCUUCGAGCCCGUCUUGGCCGUCAAGAUUCGCAUCGUGCCCGUUCAGUGGAAUGACUUCAUCGCGUUGCGUUUUGAGCUGCUUGGCUGUAAAUAAGUUAUAUGCAGUGGAGGAACUUGAUAGCGAUAUUGAAUGUAAUACCAUUCAGUGACGUUCUUGAUUGGCCUCAUUACCUUUAACAUCGUGAACUCUUUGGCAUGAUAUUGUUAACAUUUAGUUUUAAGUUUUACACAUUAAUUUCGCUGUUCCAACAAAUUUGAAACCCAGUUUAUGAACGGCAUUUAUGUGUCUUUAAAGCUUGUACAGAUGUAAGUAUAUAUAAUAGUUUGUUUUACUUAGUGAUUUAAUGUGCACGCUUUUACCAGGUUUUAUUUUGACGCCCGGCAAUUAAUUAACCACUCAAAAUUCUCUUUUCUCAACUUUUCAGAUAGUAUUCAAAUUUCCUAUUUUAAUUGGUUUUGUAUUAUUAGUGAGCUUUUAUUUAAACUAUUCAUUAUCAAUUCUCUCCUUUUUUAGAAGAACCAUUUCGUAUUUGUUAUUAUUUUAAUUUAUUAUUUUAUUGUUUA